Chinchilla lanigera (long-tailed chinchilla) is the source of this 3027-nucleotide messenger RNA. RefSeq names its product armadillo repeat containing 2 (gene Armc2). The record is from RefSeq and is a predicted model, not a curated record. Gene Ontology annotation, biological process: cilium organization; sperm axoneme assembly. The coding region runs from base 192 to 2777 and encodes 861 amino acids. Lineage: Eukaryota; Metazoa; Chordata; Mammalia; Rodentia; Chinchillidae. Gene Ontology annotation, molecular function: protein binding. The transcript is spliced from 18 exons.
UACGGUUACCAUGGAGACGUCGGCGGGCCGGGCUAAGCGGGAGCUCAGGAGGGCGACCCGGUGAGGAUGCUGCCGCCGGGCCGGGCCCUGGCCUGGACCUGUGGUCCAGUGGGCAUUGCCGGGAGUAUGGGAGCCGCUAUCUGCGCGGGAGGGUGUGGUGUCUGAAAACCAUCUUACUUUGAAAAGGAAAGAUGCUGUCUUCAAAUGAUAAGAAGUUAGAGAAAAUGGAUCCAUUUUACCGACCUUCAGUGUCCAAGCAGAAGACCAGUGCAGAAAUCAUAAGUGAAGCACGAAAUGCAUUAAGAACAGUUAGAACCCAAAGACCAUUUACACCCCAGGAAGACCAAAGGAAACUAUUUGGACCUGCAUCAUCAAGAACACCAGAAAAUAGGCCUCCUUCAUCCUUCAGCCUCCAUGCAUCCAGUUUUGAGUCAUCUGAUUGCAGGCCCAUCUCUGGCACCCGUCUCAGUCCACUCGAGCUGAAACCGAAAGCUCCGCCAUCGCCCACCGCAGAGGAGGAUCCCUGCCUUUCCUUCCCGCAGCCUCCUGUGGACCCCGCGAAGAUUAGAAGAAUAAGCAGUGCCCGGGCGCGCUUAUUCAGGGCAGCCUCCCAGGGGGCUCUUCUGCCGGACAGAUCCCUCCCUCCUGCCGAGCUGAAGAAGACAGUGAAAUCCAAAGAAACAGUUAUGAUGGGGGAUUCAGCAGUAAAAACAAAUGGGAUUUGUUUAACAGAAUCCAAUGCCAUUGGCCAUUUAAAGAGCCACCCGCUUCAGCUAACUUACGAUGGAGGCUUCAGAGAAGUCCAAGAGCAGGAAGUACUGAGAGGAACAUCCUUACCAUCUCAUCUGAGAAGUGGAGGGGACCAGGGGAAGAGGCGUGCCAGGGCCUCCUCGUGCCCCAGCAGCUCGGACCUGAGCAGAUUGGAAACCAAAGCAGUCUCAAAAGCCGACUUGCAAGAAAAGGCUACAGAAAUAGAAGUAGACGAAGUCUUCUGGAACACAAGGAUUGUACCAAUUUUGCAUGAAUUAGAAAAGGAAGAAAACAUUGAAACGAUUUGUGCCACUUGCACAGAACUUCAUCACGCUUUAGAGGAAGGAAACAUGCUUGGGAAUAAAUUUAAGAGAAGAAGUAUUCUCCUGAAGACCCUCUAUAAACUAGUUGAUGUUGGUUCCGACUGGCUCAGCCUUAAACUUGCAAAAAUUAUCCUAGCACUCAAAGUGAGUAGAAAGAAUCUUCUGAACGUCUGCAAACUUAUAUUUAAAAUUAGCAGGAGUGAGAAGAACGAUAAUCUGAUUCAAAAUGAAAACAUUCUGGAAUCACUGUUGGAGGUCCUGCGAAGUGAAGACCUGCAGACUAACAUGGAAGCUUUUUUGUACUGUGUGGGGACUAUCAAAUUCCUAUCUGGAAAUCCAAGGUUUCUUAAUGAAAUGAUCAGCAAAGGUGCUCUGGAAAUAUUGGCACAUUUAAUAAGGCAAAUGAAUGAAAACAUCAAGAAAUAUGGUACCUGUUUGCCUAAUUCAGGCCACUUGUUAGUCCAGAUAACUGCUACCUUGAGAAACUUGGUCAAUUCACCACAAGCAAGGAGCCAGUGUCUGGGUGAUGGGACCUUUCCCCAGCUCUGUACAGUGAUGGAACAGUACAUGGACGACAAGGACGUCUGUACUAAUAUUGCCAGAAUAUUCAGCAAACUAACCUCUUACCAUGACUGCUGUACAGCACUGGCCAGCGAUUCCAGAUGUUACGCCUUAUUUUUGAAUCUGAUGAACAGAUACCAGAAGAAGCAGGAUUUAGUCGUUCGAGUUGUUUUUAUCCUUGGCAACCUGACAGCGAAAAACAACCAGGCCCGGGAAUGCUUUUCCAAAGAGAAAGGGAGCAUCGGAACUCUGCUGUCCUUAUUCCAGACAUACCAGCAGCCGGGCCUGCUCCCCGCCAGGCCUGAGCAGUCCGCCGGGCCCAGGCUGCCGUCGGAGGCGGAGGACGUGCUCGUCAAGCUGACCCGCGUGCUGGCCAACAUCGCCAUCCACCCGCGCGUGGGCCCUGCGCUGGCCGCAGACUCGCGCGUCGUGGGCCUGCUGCUGACCACGCUGGAAUCAAAGUCACUUGAUGACUCUGAGGAGCUGGUGAUCAACACUACAGCAACAAUCAACAAUUUAUCUUUCUACCAAGUGAAGAAUUCCAUAAUCCAAGACAGAAAGCUAUACAUUGCUGAAUUGCUCUUAAAACUUCUUGUAAGUAAGAACAUGGAUGGUAUCCUAGAGGCUUUGCGUGUUUUCGGAAAUCUCUCCCAGGACCACGACAUCUGCGAUUUCCUUGUGCAGAAUAACGUGCACAAGUUCCUGAUUGCGCUGCUGGAUGCCAAGCACCAGGACCUUUGCUUUUCUGCCUGUGGUGUUCUCCUCAAUCUCACUGUGGAUAAAGACAAGCGUGUUGUCCUCGAGGAGGGAGGUGGCAUUAAAAAGCUAGUGGAUUGCUUAAGAGAUUUUGGCCCUACCGAUUGGCAGCUGGCCUGCUUGGUGUGCAAAACUUUAUGGAACUUCAGUGAAAAUACCAGCAAUGCUUCGUCAUGUUUUGGAGAUGAAGACACCAACACACUCUUAGUCCUCCUGGCGUCAUUUUUAGAUGAAGAACUCGCACUGGGUAGCAGUUUUGAUCAAGAUCUAAAAAAUUAUCACAAGCUUCACUGGGAAACGGAAUUCAAGCCUGUGGCCCAGCAGCUCCUAAACCGGAUUCAGAGUCGCCGCACCUUGCUGGAACCUCUGCCCGCCCCUUCUUUCUGAUCACAGACACAAGGGGUCCAGCCCCCCUCAUUCUCAAGGAGAGAUAACAAAUGUGAACUUUUUUAGUAUUAAAGAAAUACUGAAAGUUUUUAAAGUACAGAUUGUAGUGAAUAGUAUUUUAAAAUAAAUAAGCAUUUCUUCUUAUUAGGUAUUAUGGAAAAAAUGAAUAUACAUGUUAUUUAUUGUGAGAAAUGUAAGAUGAAAAUAUGUACAUUUUUAAAAAUAAAUGACUUUUUCUCCUAUUCUCUAA